Molecule: messenger RNA, 2316 nt
Organism: Leptidea sinapis
Lineage: Eukaryota; Metazoa; Arthropoda; Insecta; Lepidoptera; Pieridae
Product: organic cation transporter protein-like
Exons: 3
Coding region: 1-1332 (443 amino acids)
Biological process (GO): transmembrane transport
Cellular component (GO): membrane
Molecular function (GO): transmembrane transporter activity
Source: RefSeq, a predicted model, not a curated record
AUGUUCGGUGUUGGGUUUCAUUCGAUGUCAAUAAUAUUUUUGGCACCGCCUGUUUCUUUCAAGUGUCCAAAUAAUGCGACCUGUUGUGACCAUCCAGUAUACAACAAAACUAUAUUUAGUAGAACUAUAGUGACUGAAUGGAAUUUGAUAUGUGGUUAUUCGUGGAUGAAAGAAUUUACGCAAAUUAUGUUUCAAUUAGGGGCACUUAUUGGUAGCCUCAUAUUCGGGAUAGCGUCCGACAGAUUCGGUAGGCGACCGACAAUGAUAUUUGUCGUUGUGCUACAAUUAUUCGCUGGAAUUACAUCGUCCUUUCUUCCUGGAUACUGGAGUUUCGCUAUUUCUAGAUUAGUCUUGGGAUCAUCAGUCGGCGGCAUCAUCGUUGUUGGAUACGUUAUAGUCCUGGAGUUUGCUGGUAGUGAAUACCGAAUCACAACAUCAGCUUUAUUUCAUAUCCCUUUUGGAUUGGGAAUUCUUAUUUUAGCAGUAUUGGGAUAUUUUCUCACGGACUAUUUGCAUCUUCAAUUAGCAAUUUCAUUGCCUUGUGCAUUGUUAUUGUUCUAUGUUUGCCUAUUGCCAGAAUCACCAAGAUGGCUGCUUGCCGUAAAUAAAACAAUGGAGGCUAUUUCACUUAUGGAACGAAUCGCAAAAAUCAACAACCAGCCUACUGAAGGUAUUGAAAGACAAGUACAAAUCUACCGUAUGGAACACUUGAGAGUCAGCGAUAGGAGAGAAUCUGCAAUGGAUAUAAUUCGAUGUUCGUACAUGAGACUCAACAUCUUCAUAUCGUCGUUCAUUUGGUUCACUUGCAGCUGCUGUUUCUAUGGAGCUGAAUAUUAUGUCAGGCAAAUAUCAGAAGACAUUCAUAUCAUAGUUGUGGCGUCUGGAACUGCAUGUGUCUGUGGCUGUCUCAUAGCGAUACCUCUGAUAAAACUUAUGAAUAGAGUAUCUCUAAUCUUAAUAUGUAACGUAAUUUCAAGCGCUUGUUUACUGAUAAACUGUGUCAUUCCCGAAGGUGUUGAAUAUAUAGUGAUUGGCUGUAUUGAGAUAUUACUAAGUUUUACUGUAUUCGUUGUAAUAUAUUUGUACUGUGCUGAAUUGUUUCCCACCACUGUGCGUAGUUCGGCUCUGGGUAUCUCCUCGACUAUGAUAAGUAUCGGGGCAAUUAUUGCACCAUAUAUAGUUUCCCUAAAAACUUAUGGUAGUUGGUGUGUUCCGAUAAUUUUUGCCAUAUUAUCAUUAAUUUCAGCUGCGUUAUGUCUAAUGUUACCUGAGACAAAAGGCCGCGAAUUAACAACGACCGUUGAAGAAGAAAAAAAUAAAUAUAGAAAAUAAUAAAAACUAUAUAACAAUAUACUCGUAGUAAGAUAACGAGAAAGAUAACAAUGAUGGUUUAAAGCGAUGUUUAAAAUAAAUAGAUCCUAGAUAGAUAGAGAGAUACAUUAGCAUCUCUAUCUAUCUAGAAUCUAUAGUAUUAACUAAUACUAAUAAUAGAAAUAACAAAUAAGUUACUUUCCUUAAUUUAUAUGGUAAAAAUACUUCACGUAAAGUAAGUACAACGCGUUACUAAAUUUUAGUUUUUCAUAAACAAAUGUUAUUAAUAGCAAUGAAAAGAUAAAUUGAAAGAAGUUAGUUAAAUUUGUUCUUAAGAAAACGCUGCUUGAAUUGUUCUAUUCUGUUAGUUUUUUGCUUAUAAUUUAUGAUUGUUCUAUAGGUUAACUGAUGUAUUGCUUCCAUUUAUACAGAUUAUGUUAAAACAAUAAUUAUUUUAACGUGAUAACUAUAUUUAAUAAUUAUAUUAUUAAGAUGUUACAUUAAAUCCUUUUAGUCUUCUUUCAUCUACGAGCAUUACAUUAUAUAAAAAAAUUGACAUACUUAAGUAGGAAAAGUAUAGCAAUAAAAUUGUCGUAUUAAUUUAUCUUAUCUUACUUACUGUCAAUACGAUAAACCUGACAUCUGAAUGGCCGUAAACAUUGCAAGUAUUUUGUUUUAAGAUUUUAAUUUUCUUUUUGGUAGAACAUGUGCCUAAAAGAACAUGUAAAUAUUUUGCAUGUGGUUCAUUCCAGUUGUGAUGUUUUAGAGAGGUCUAAGAACGCGUUUUAACUAUUGUAUUUAAUAGCUUUUAUUGCGGAAAAUUGCAAAGUAUGUGCGUACAGAAAAUAUAUUUCAUGGGGGUAAUUCUGUAUUAUGAUCCUAAUAUGAAAUCGUUGUAACUUAUGAGAAUUUUAUAUUUCUGGAAUUGAUAGAUUGAACAUACGAACGCAUUAGUAUAUCAUCUGUAAAUAUAAGCAUAACCUAAGGGAACCAUAUUACCAAAUC